AUGCGCGAAGUAAUUUCAAUUCAUGUUGGUCAAGCUGGUGUGCAGAUUGGAAAUGCAUGCUGGGAGCUGUACUGUCUAGAGCAUGGAAUUCAGCCUGAUGGCAUCAUGCCAUCUAAGAACGAGAACGAGUCUUUCACCACGUUCUUUUCGGAAACUGGAAAUAGCCGCUUUGUUCCCCGUGCAAUAAUGGUGGACCUCGAGCCGACGGUCGUUGAUGAAAUUAGGAGUGGAACAUACAAGCAGCUUUUCCAUCCUGAGCAAAUGAUCACUGGUAAAGAAGAUGCGGCUAAUAAUUAUGCUCGUGGUCAUUACACCGUUGGAAAAGAGAUCAUCGACCUCGUAUUAGAUCGAACACGACGUCUUGCCGAUAACUGUUCCGGUUUACAAGGAUUUUUGAUAUUCCACUCUUUCGGUGGAGGUACUGGAUCCGGAUUCACCUCAUUGUUGAUGGAGCGUCUCUCAGUUGAUUACGGGAAGAAGAGCAAACUUGAGUUUUCUAUCUACCCUGCUCCUCAGGUGUCUACUGCUGUAGUGGAACCGUAUAACUCUAUCCUGACGACACAUACUACUCUCGAGCAUUCCGAUUGUGCCUUUAUGGUUGAUAACGAAGCAAUUUAUGAUAUCUGUCGCCGCAACUUGGACGUAGAAAGACCUAGCUAUACCAACCUCAACAGGAUUAUUUCUCAGGUCGUCUCUUCAAUCACCGCUUCUCUGCGCUUCGAAGGUGCUUUGAAUGUUGAUCUCACGGAGUUCCAGACAAAUUUAGUCCCUUAUCCACGCAUACACUUUCCUUUGGCAACAUAUUCACCCCUUAUUUCUGCCGAAAAAGCAUAUCACGAGGCUUUGUCCGUAAAUGACAUUACCAAUAUGUGUUUCGAACCUGCAAAUCAAAUGGUGAAGUGCGACCCACGUAACGGAAAGUACAUGGCUGUUUGUCUCUUAUAUCGUGGCGAUGUUGUCCCGAAGGAUGUAAAUCAGUCCAUUUCUGCCAUUAAGUCGAAGCGCUCCAUUCAGUUCGUUGACUGGUGUCCAACUGGUUUCAAGGUUGGAAUCAAUUAUCAACCUCCGACUGUUGUUCCUGGUGGUGACAUAGCCAAGGUCCCUCGUGCCGUGUGCAUGCUCUCGAAUACGACUGCAAUUGCAGAAGCCUGGGCUCGCCUAGACCAUAAAUUUGAUCUAAUGUACGCGAAGCGUGCUUUUGUCCACUGGUAUGUUGGCGAAGGAAUGGAAGAGGGCGAGUUCAGUGAAGCACGUGAAGACCUUGCUGCUCUUGAAAAGGAUUACGAAGAGGUCGGGGUCGACUCUAACGAAGGUGUAUACGAGGAUGGAGAAGAGUAUUAA
Molecule: messenger RNA, 1341 nt
Organism: Angiostrongylus costaricensis
Lineage: Eukaryota; Metazoa; Nematoda; Chromadorea; Rhabditida; Metastrongylidae
Source: the annotation of a GenBank genome assembly